GGAGGGGUUUGCGGGGCGGCGGCGCCUGCGCGGGGCGGCGGCGGAGCUCCGCGAAGUUGUGCGGGGCCCGGGGAAGUUUGCGGGGGAGGCGGCUCCCGGUGCCCGGAGCCCGGAGCCCGGUGCCCGGUCCCGGCGGCUGUCCCGGUGCCGGUGGCGGUACCGGUACCGGUACCGGGCCGGCCAUGGCUUUCCGGCGACGAGCCAAGAGCCACCCGCUCUUCAGCCAGGAGUUCCUCAUCCACAACCACGCCGACAUCGGCUUCUGCCUGGUGCUCAGCGUCCUCAUCGCCCUCAUGUUCGAGGUCACAGCCAAGACUGCCUUCCUGUUUAUCUUACCUCAGUACAACGUUAGCGUGCCUACGGCAGACGGGGAGCUGGUCCAGUAUCACUACGGGCUGAAGGACCUGGUCACCAUCCUCUUCUACAUCUUCAUCGCCAUCAUCCUGCACGCGGUGGUGCAGGAGUAUGCCCUGGACAAAAUCAACAGGCGUCUCCAUCUCUCCAAGGUCAAACACAGCAAGUUCAAUGAGUCGGGGCAGCUCGUCGCCUUCCACCUCACCUCCUUGAUUUGGUGCUUGUACGUCGUCGUGACGGAAGGAUACAUAUCAAACCCCCGGAGUUUGUGGGAAAACUACCCGCAUGUUUAUCUUCCGUUCCAGGUGAAGUUCUUCUACCUGUGCCAGCUGGCCUACUGGCUGCACGCGCUGCCGGAGCUCUACUUCCAAAAAGUCCGCAAGGAGGACGUCCCCCGCCAGCUGCAGUGCAUCGCGCUCUACCUGGCGCACAUCGCCGGCGCGUACCUCCUCAACUUAACCCGCCUGGGGCUGAUCCUCUUGCUGCUGCAGUAUUUAGCCGAAUUCUUCUUCCACAUGGCCCGCCUGGUCUACUUCACCGACGAGAACAACGAGAAGCUGUUUAACGUCUGGGCUGUUGUCUUCGUGGUCACCAGGCUCUUCACCCUCACCCUGUACAUCUUGGUCAUCGGCUUCGGGCUGCCGCGGGUGGAGAACCAGGCCCUCGAGCCAGAGAAGGGGAAUCUCUUCAGCUUUCUCUUCAACAACAUCCUCUUCAGAAUGAGUGUGCUGCUGUUGGUGUGCCUCUUCCAGGCCUCGGUGAUGUGGCGCUUCAUCCACUUCCAGCUGCGGCGCUGGCGGGAGUACUGGAACGAGCAGAGCAGUCGGAAGCGAGCCGCCGCGGCCGCCGCCGGCGCCAAGCAGCAAGCCAAGCCUCUCAAGAGGGACUCGGGUUACCACGAAAACGGAGUGGUGAAGGCGGAGAACGGCACCUCACCGCGAACCAAGAAGCUGAAGUCGCCGUAAGGAGCAAGGGCUUGGCUCCUGGGGAGGAGGGCGAGAUACCAGGACUAAGGACCAGCCCGGCCUCCCGGGCCUCACAAGCGUCACCUUGAGCGGCUGGCACACAGGUCAUUUUCCCAAGGUGUCUCUCGCUCUCCUCCCUUCCUUUCUUGCUCUCUCGAACCGUUUGCAAUAAAACCAAAAAGGUCCCUUUCCCCUGCUCCCUCCCCCUCAUAGGAGCCUUUUCCAAGCCUCCUGGUUUUGCCUUCCUCGUUUUCAUCGUAAAUAAGCGUGCAAUUUUUUUUUUUUCUAUUUUAGUAUUUGGUUAUUUUGUUGUUCGAUUAUUUUUUUUUGUUACAAAUGCAUUGUAGGUGGUUCCGAACAUUACUUUUUUUUUUUUUAUUCUACAGCAUGUUUCUCCCCUCCCUCUGUGCUGCUUCCCUGAGCCCCUGCGUCAGGGCCAUGGCAGUGUGAAGGCUCCGCUUGUCUCUUACGGGAACAGGCUCCUGGGGAAAAGCGUUGGGGCUCUGUGACCCUGAGGCUCAGGGGUGCUCUCGGCUGAGGUUUGCCUCUCCUGGGGCACAUCUGGCCAGCACUUGGCACGUGCUGCAGGAUGUCGAUGCUGCAAAUAGGGACGAGGGUCUGAGGGAGGAACCUCAGCUGUGUCCUGCCUCACGAUGGACUUCUGGUUGAGUAGGGUUCCUCCAGCUCCUGGUUUUGAGCUAAUUUUGGAGAUCUGGGCAGCAGAGAAGGGAGAGAGGAUCCUUCUUCCUAUAGGACCCGCAUCCUAGCCUUUGCUUGCCCUAGCUCUUCUGGUACAGCUGGGUCCCUUUUAUCCUCUUGACUGCCCCAUAGUUGUUUGGACCUCCCAGCAGCGAGAGCUGGGCUCGGGGCGCCGCAGCUCGUCGUGCCUUGUCGUGGGGCAGUGGCAUCCUCAGGUCCGGGUGAAGCCUGGAGUCCUGCCCCACUCUGAGCCCUGGCCUGGCUCUCGUCAGCCUCGUGUGCCUCAUGGACCUGGUGUUCUCAUGGCUCGUAACCAUGUCCAGAUGAGCAAACUGGCUGCUGCAAAGGGUUUUGCGUUUAUGGGACUGUGCCCCUCGUGCUGUCGCCGUAGCCUUCCUCGUCCCUACCGUACCGGUCCAGCCGUGCCAUCUGCAGCCACCAGCUUCUCUUUGUUUCCAAAGGAUACACGGCCUGUAUCCGCCCAAGGUGCUAUCAAAUGCAGGGUUUCUUCCAAAAAACCUAGCCCCUUCAUCCCUUUCUGAGCUGUGAAUGAGGUGACAUGGAAGGGGAAGGAAGCCGGGGCUGCAAGGAGCAGCUCGUACAUUAGGAAAGGCCUGACCUGUGACGCACAGCUGUUGGCAGAUGGAGUUGUCUCAAACCUACCUCAGAGGCCAUCUGUUGCUGCAGACCACUCUUCCCUCUUGCUCCUGCCCGCUGCCACCCGUACGUGUUGGCGGGAGAAGCCCAAAUCCCACCGGCUCGGUCCCCUGCUGCCUCUUUGCUGGUGGGCAGCAUCUUCUGCCCGGGGUUUCACCGGUCAGUGGGCUUCUUUGGGUGCCGUGCACCAGCCUGGAUUUGGCAGAUGGGCACUGGACAGGCGCUGGAGGGGCACCUCUCACCCCGUAGCUCUCCCCCAGGGAUGCUUCUGUAGCCGGGCUUUGCUGUUGGUGCCUUUUGUGCAGCAAAGCCGGCUGUAGGCUUCGCUCUGCAUAGCUACGGCAGGAGCAGGCGAGCGGUGCGCGGGAUCGGGGAGAGCCUGGCAAGCCUUCGAUGUGCAAGCCGGGAUCGAAGCUCACCUUCCUGGUGGGCAGGGGGGACGCGUGGUCUCGUGGCGUGUCCCUCGCUCAGCCCCGCGGGCGGCUGAGCUGAAUCCGAGCGCGAUUCGAGCUUGGGCUCUCUUGCGGUGAGGCUGGCACAGUCGUCUUUUGUACCUUUUUUAUUCCAUACCUGUUUUGGGGAAUGGGAGACAGUUGAUUCUCUGCCACUCUUUGAGUUUUGUUAUUUUUCCCCCUCUUUUUGUAGGUGUCUUUUUUCCUUUCCUCCUCCUCUCCGUGUUGAGCCUCAGCUAAUGCUGGGCACCGGAGGGAGAAAAUGCGUAGGGACACGAGUACAGUCGGUCAAAUUCCACUUGUUCCUCCAUCCCCAUGACUUCUGAGUGUCAAACGAGAUGCCAGCAGGAUUCUAGGGGGAAGGAUUCCUCCUUUUUCAAGAGAACUGAGGAAGGAGACCUUGGAGCAGAGCCCUUGCUGGCCCCGUUGGCCCCAUGCAGUCGCUCCUCUUAGUCCUUGCUGGGCAGAUAAUUCAGCGUUUGGCUCAAGCAGAGGCAGCACCUGCAGUGCAACAUGAUGAGAGGGCAGAGAAAGAGCUUGAUGUGAGGGAAGAUGGGGAGAAGGUCUGGUGCCUUCUCCUUUCCGCUGCCUCCUCCUUCCGCAGCCACCCGCUGCCACGUGCCCUCCAGGAGCACCCGGUGGUCGGCGUCUCGGGAGCCUUGGCGGUCCCUUUCGGCGAAGCCGGUGCCUCGCGGCAGCUGGGGCUCUGGCUCUGUUAACAGAUGACACGUACAACCCCCCAGAAACUGGCUGCUGAAUGAUUCCUCCUCCUGCCUGCUUCGCUUCAGGCAGCUUUCCCACUUGCACAACCCUGCGUCUUCAUGAAGUCGCUAAUUGCGCGUUGUAUCCCAAGUGCCUUAGGUUGCCAGGUAGCCUCGUGUGCUAGAUCGGUGUGCUGUAGCUGCACCUGAAAGCCUUCCCUCUCUACAACUUAUGUACAGCGUAUGCCACAUCCAUGUAUUUUUGUUUGUUUGUUGUUUUUUGUGUUGUCUUUUUUUUCUUCCUUUCUUUUUUUUUCAUGUUUGUUUUUGAUAGAGCUACCAGUAAAAGGGACGGUUUGGUUUGGAAACACUUCCAUGCUGUUUUUUUGGGUUGGUUUGUUUUUUUAAACCUAUAGCUGAUGUUUGUUGUUGGUUGUUUGUUUGUUUUUUCCCCUCCUGUCUUUAGUCUUCUGAAAUCUCCUCUUGUUGUGCCUGAGCGUGGCGUGACCCUGUUGUUUUUCUGUGUUGAGCCUUUGCUGUAAGGCAACACUCACCCUCGUCCCAGAGGUUUCCAGUCUGUCUGCUUCUGUCUCCGUCUUGUAGUGCAAAGACCAUCCCCGGGCUGCGAGCCUGCAGUAACUCCUCUGUGUCCACGGCAUUUCUCAGCAGACCAAGCCUUCUUCUCAGCCCAAAGAACUACUUCUUCCCCCAGAUGGGGAAUUUCCAUUGCAAGCCCUUAGCAGUCCUUGACCGCUUUGCGUUACAAAGAUGCUGAGAGCCCCCUUUCACUGAGUGGAUGCUCUUCUUGCACCCCAUCCAGUCCAGCCCCGUGUCUUCUGCAAAAAAAAAAAACAGCAAACCCAACCCCAAACAGGCGCUCUUGUCUGCCACAGUGCAGAAACUGGUAGAGACCAUGCAAAACUGCAAGUUCCUACUUCUGGUGUAACACUUUUGCUUGCUCUGCACCCUUCCUGCGGGCAUGAGACUGCUCUUGUAGUCUGUGUCCGUUACAGACCUAAGGUCGGGGACUGAGUAGUCCGUGAUUUUUGGUGUGAAGCAUAGUGUUUUCCUGCCCUACCCUAGGAAAGCUUUGAAAAACCGACAGUAGUUCUCUCUUUUUGUCUUAGAUAGUUGGGGAAUGGGCUUGGGAAGAGAAGGGGGUUGAGGAAGAACAGAUGUAGCAUUUCACUUACAAUGUUUGAGUGACUCUUACAUUAUGGGGCAUUACGGUUAUGUUUUUUUGUUUAGGAUUCUUUCUUCUUACUCAUUUUUGGUUUAGCGGUAAAGAAGACAAGUUCCAGUUUCCCCGUAGGACCCCUUACCCUUAACUCACUGUUUUAAGAUGUAUUUUUGGUAGGCUUCCCUGCUGGAGGGGAGAAGGACUGCUCUAGGAUGCCUCCCCCGACCCCAAGUUACUCAGAAGCCUGUAGAUACCCCGGCUCUGUUGCAGUGCGUGGGGAUUUACAGCAGCACCUGCCUCUUGCCUCGGAUAAACUCUUGGUAGAUGGACCCCGACGUGCAUCAGCAGUAGGUGGAGAUUCUGGGGUCUGAUUUAGAGCCUUCCCGUAAGCUUUAGGAGCGUGUAGUAGACGGUUUGGCAGGCUUUACACUCAAACUGUGAAGUAUGUUACUUAGCCUCGGGGCUGGGGGGGUGGUUGCUGGCACUGGGAACAGUUGUAAAAGCCAAGCGGAGGCACAAAGCUUUUCCUUGGAUACAUUGGGCUCUGUGGACCAAACUUCAGCAAAGGAACCCAAGGAAAAAUUCUGUUCUUCCAUAUUUAGUGCGAAGUUCAUGAUUUUGGAGGGGGUGUGGGGGAAGUAACAGCCUCCGAUAUUUUAUCUCAUUUGUUUCAUCCUUCCUGUCACUUCAAUUUUUUUGUACGUUUUUUUUUGUUGUUGUUUGUUUGUUGACGUUUGUUGUUAAAUGACUUUUGUGAUAAACUCAACAAAAGUAUUUUCUGAAAUAAAUAAAUAAAAGGCAUAGAUUCCUCCA
Messenger RNA from Cygnus olor (mute swan), 5821 nucleotides. It is a transcript of the gene TRAM2, whose product is annotated as translocation associated membrane protein 2. Gene Ontology annotation, biological process: SRP-dependent cotranslational protein targeting to membrane, translocation; protein insertion into ER membrane. The record is from RefSeq and is a predicted model, not a curated record. Lineage: Eukaryota; Metazoa; Chordata; Aves; Anseriformes; Anatidae. The transcript has 11 exons. Bases 183 to 1319 code for a protein of 378 amino acids. Gene Ontology annotation, cellular component: endoplasmic reticulum membrane.